GAUGCUGAAAACACACAAACACAAGCAACUUGAGCUUUUGGAGAUACCGCCUUCUUGCACUACCGUUACGCAUUGAUUAUUCCCCUCGGAGGGAAGCAGCAGAGGAAUUUCUGGGUGCAGAUAGAACCACUCCUCUCUCUGCACACGAUUGUCUCUCCUCUCUCCACAGCAGGGGCUUGGUGGUGCGGAGGGGGAGGGUGGUCUUGCAGUCGACGAGAGGAACAGGAGUUUAUUGAGGAGUAGGUGCAACGCGAAGAAAAACGCAUCCAACUGAGCGCCGCUGCCUUGCGGAAGAAAGGAGGAGAGGGGAGAAAGGAGAAAAUAUCGCGCUCGGACGACUGACCACUCUGUGACGAGAAAACUGCUGCUCGAAUUGUUUAACUUGUUGAUGCGACGAUAUUCUACUGUUUUUCCUCCAUCGUCUGGCUGCAGUGGCAGAUAGAUGGGUGGCGGAAUCGCAAGUGUUCUCUUCCGAGGAUAGCUGUGUUUUUUUUUUUUGUUAAACUCACCGUGGGUGGAAUUUAAAGAACAGCCUUCCCUAAGAUGCAAUUCGUCUCUGAGCCAUAGCACUGUGAUAACCGGAGCGGGGUCGUAUCAAAAACCACUAUAGGCCAGCAUGGCAGCAGGUGUAGCGGCGUGGCUCCCGUUCGCCCGAGCGGCGGCCAUAGGAUGGAUGCCCGUGGCGAGCACCCCGAUGCCCAUCCCUCCGCAAGACAAGAAGAAAGGCAAGGACGGACUCAUCAUCCUCAACGUGAGCGGGACCAAGUUUCAGACGUGGCGGACCACUUUGGAGCGGUACCCGGACACUUUGCUGGGGAGCACGGAGAGAGACUUCUUUUUCCACGAGGAGACAAACGAGUACUUUUUCGACCGCGACCCUGACAUCUUCAGGCACAUCCUCAAUUUUUACCGCACGGGGAAACUACACUACCCGCGACAAGAGUGCAUAUCGGCAUACGACGAGGAGCUCGCUUUCUUUGGUAUAAUCCCCGAGAUCAUCGGGGACUGCUGUUACGAGGAGUACAAGGACCGGAGACGCGAGAAUGCAGAGAGGCUUCAAGACGACGAGGAGAUGGACCAGAGCAAUGACGUCACGCCAGUUAACCUGUCGUCCCGGGAGUUCCUGUGGCGGGCUUUUGAAAACCCUCACACCAGCACCUUGGCCCUGGUCUUCUACUAUGUCACGGGCUUCUUCAUUGCUAUAUCAGUGAUGGCCAACGUGGUGGAGACGGUUCCGUGUGGGGCUUUGCCCAACAGGGCAAAGGAGAUGUCCUGUGGAGACCGUUACGCCCUGGCCUUCUUUUGUUUAGACACUGCUUGCGUCAUGAUAUUCACUGUUGAGUACCUCCUCCGUUUGAUCGCAGCCCCCAGCCGGUACAAGUUCAUGAAAAGUGUGAUGAGCGUCAUCGACGUGGUCGCCAUCAUGCCUUACUACAUCGGCCUGGUCAUGACCGACAAUGACCAGGUGAGCGGUGCUUUCGUCACACUCAGAGUCUUCCGGGUCUUUCGGAUUUUCAAGUUCUCCCGACACUCCGCGGGGCUGCGCAUCCUCGGCUACACCUUGAAGAGCUGCGCCUCCGAGCUGGGCUUCCUACUCUUCUCCCUCACCAUGGCCAUCAUUAUCUUUGCAACGGUCAUGUUUUAUGCAGAAAAAGGCUCCACGGCCAGCAAGUUCACCAGUAUCCCCGCAGCGUUUUGGUACACCAUUGUCACCAUGACAACACUGGGGUAUGGCGACAUGGUGCCCAAAACAAUCGUGGGGAAGGUGUUUGGGUCCAUUUGCUCACUGAGUGGGGUGCUGGUCAUCGCCUUGCCCGUCCCUGUCAUAGUGUCAAACUUCAGCCGCAUCUACCACCAAAGCCAGCGGGCGGAGAAACGCCGAGCCCAGCGGAAAUCUCGGCUUGCUAGAAUCCGCGCCGCGAAGAUUCGAGGCACUAAUGUCUAUAUGCGCUACAAACAAAAUGGGCUCCUGGUCGACUCGCUGGAGGAGGCCUCCAAGGAGGCAGGAAAAGCCCUGGUGGCAAAGGCCCCCAGCCCUCCUUUUGAGAGCCAACACAAUCACCUGCUGCACUGCCUGGAGAAGACCACGAACCACGAGUUUGUGGACGAGCAGACGUUUCAGGCCAACUGCAUGGAGAUCUCUGUGAUGAACAAGUCGGGGUCCUGUGGGUCCUCGCUUUCCUCUUCCCCCCACGGCCUCAGCUCGUGCUGCUCCCGACGCCACCGGAAGAAGAGCAGCUUCAGUCUGCCCAGCACAAACAACCAGGAGCUCAGCACCAUACAGAUAAGAGAGAGGCCAGUGGCCAACAGCCGCUCCUGCCUGAACGCCAAACUCGAGGAGACGUUGCCCUUGAAAUGUGACAAACCUUACAUCACCCCCUGCAUGGUCAGCCUGUCUGCACCGGUGGUGACCUCAUCGGACGGACACGGCUCCACCACCACCACCGCAUACUCUCAGAGCAACAUUGUCCGAGUAUCUGCCUUGUAGACGUCACGCUUAUUUCGAUCGGCUAACUGGUCUCAAGAAGCACCAGAUGCUGAGGAGAGGGACCACUGAGCAUCAACCUGCCAUAAUCUAGAGGGAUUAUAAGAUUAGCAGAAAUCGGGGGUUUUUGAAGUAGUGAUCUCAUCUGAUGUCAAACUCUGCAUGGUAUUAAAAUGAUGUGGACAGCUGCCUUGGGAGUAAAAAGCAAACCAGCAGAUCUUGCACCAUUAAGCACAGCAGAGCAAAGAAGCGUUGGGAUUGCGUGGUUAUCGUCGUUGCCUAAAAAUACUGAGGAAAAAAAACUUUAUUUUUUAAUAUAUAUUGUAGUUGUAUUUGUUGUCUUCUGAUUCAAAGGAGGAAAGGCAAAUGUUAAAGAGUCAUUCUUGUUGGCCUCUGAUGACAAAGCACACAUAUUCAUUAACGUAGGGCCAUCUAUGUGAAUAUUACAUCAUCUACUUACAUA
This is a messenger RNA of Pungitius pungitius (ninespine stickleback), 2948 nucleotides long. RefSeq names its product potassium voltage-gated channel subfamily D member 2-like. The record is from RefSeq and is a predicted model, not a curated record. Gene Ontology annotation, biological process: potassium ion transmembrane transport; protein homooligomerization. The coding region runs from base 617 to 2488 and encodes 623 amino acids. NCBI's taxonomy places the organism in Eukaryota, Metazoa, Chordata, Actinopteri, Perciformes, Gasterosteidae. The transcript has 7 exons. Gene Ontology annotation, cellular component: voltage-gated potassium channel complex; postsynaptic membrane; neuronal cell body. Gene Ontology annotation, molecular function: A-type (transient outward) potassium channel activity; protein binding.